CGGUGCGGGCCGGGCCGGGCCGGGCAUGGCGCUGCUGCUGGAGCACGAGUUCCGGCCGCUGCCGGCAGACAAGCAGAUCGAGACGCUGCCCUUCCUGGAGGCCGUGGCGCACCUGCCGCCCUUCUUCGACUGCCUGGGGACGCCCAUCGUAUACUCACCCGUCAAAGCCGACCUGGCCGGGAACAUCAAGAAAAUCCGGGCCGUUUACGACUCCAACCCCAGCAAGUUCAAAACGCUGCAGAACAUCCUGGAGGUGGAGAAGGAGAUGCACGGCGCUGCCUGGCCCAAGACGGGCGCUACGCUGGCGCUGAUGUGGCUGAAGAGGGGGCUGAAGUUCAUGCUGGUGCUGCUGCAGAGCAUCUCCGAUGGCGAGCGGGACGAGGAGCACCCCAACCUCAUCCGUGUCAAUGCCAUGAAAGCCUAUGAGAUCGCCCUCAAGAAGUACCACGGCUGGAUGCUGCAGAAGCUUUUCAUGGGCUCAGUCUACGCGCUGCCCUACAAGUCGGAUCUGCUGAAGGCUUUGGAGAAGGGCAGAGAGGUGAAGGAGGAGGAGAGCAUCGAGAAGAUCCACCAAUUCCUCGCGAGAGUGACGCCCAUCCUGGAUGCCAUCUACGAGAUGUACACCCGGAUGAACGCCGAGCUGAGCUACAAAGCCUAAUGGGGCUCAGCACAACAGCGGGGCCGCCCCGCUCCGCAAAUCCCAUUCCUCUCUGGAUCCGCAGCCGAUAGCCCGUUUUCUAAAAAGAAUCAUUACUUUUCUAUCGAGAAUAUAGCAAUAAACCGAUUGUACCCCGGGGGCACCUCGGGAUUUCCCAAGCUUUUGUACCACGGAGGAAAAAAAUCCGCGUUCCUGGGAACCCGUUGCAGGGAAUGACGUUUGGUGGGCGGCCGCAUCCCGACGGUGCUGCCGGGCUCCGGGGCUGCCCCACUCCUGGCUGUGCCGUGGGUCAAACGCAGCUCCGGGCACCCAAAGCCGCUCUGAGCCCGCAGAGGAGGAACGGAGGAUCCCAAGCGAUGACCUUCCCGGUGCCCCCGAACCCUUUCAGCGCCGCGGAUGGGAGCGGUGCCGGGAUGUUCCGAGCGCUGUUUGUCGGAUGCCUUAAGGAACUUUCACCAGCGGGAAGCAGAACUCAAUAAAUCUCACCUUAACCU
Molecule: messenger RNA, 1152 nt
Organism: Gallus gallus (chicken)
Lineage: Eukaryota; Metazoa; Chordata; Aves; Galliformes; Phasianidae
Gene: GLTP
Product: glycolipid transfer protein
Biological process (GO): intermembrane lipid transfer; ceramide transport
Cellular component (GO): cytoplasm; membrane; cytosol
Molecular function (GO): ceramide 1-phosphate transfer activity; ceramide 1-phosphate binding
Source: RefSeq, marked validated